AUGGCACGAAGGCGAUCGAUACCGCGGCAGUCAACCGUCACCGCGGCGAGUCCUGCCACUAUGAAUCCCAUUUACUCCCUUGCCAAUGCGAUCAACAGCUUCUUUACGUCUCCAUCAACCGUAACGCGGCAACAAUGCGAUGAAUUUGCUGUCUCUCUUGUUGGUGAACCUGUCAUCCCUGCACCCAUUCAGGGUGCGUUCAGCUAUACUGUCAUAGCCGGACCCACGCAAGCUAGGAUCGUGCAAUUUCGGGCUCAGAACUCGGUCCUAAACAUGGUGAUCUUGAAUCUGGCUCAAGCAAUUUAUGGACAAUUUGUGGCGGCCUGCACUUAUCACGGAACUAUUGGCCAGUCGUUACCACUUUCUGUCUACGUGAUUGAAAAACUUCCCGGAAUUGCCUAUAUCCAAGCGCGAUGCCUGUAUGGCCUUUCCACUAACCCGUCGUUAGAGGUAGCUUCACGACAGUCAAACACCGUGGUGGAUUUGGCGAGGUACAUCAUACCUGUACUACUUCAGGAUGAGCUAAAUUUAUGGGAUAGAUUCUUCGCAGUGUCGUGGAAACAUAGGCAAACACUGCUCUGCAAUGUCGUCGAAGCCAUCCAUCAUGAUUACAAGCAGAAAUUCGACCUCCUUUCUCAAGCCUUACCCUCCCGAUUCGCAGAGAACUUGAGACGAGUUCGCGCAGAACUUUCAUUGCUCUUUACAUCGACACAUCCUUUAGUCCUGAGCCAUGAUGAUCUGUGCGAGAUGAAUAUCUUUGUGGAUCCCAACACUGGGCAUAUAACUGGGAUUAUCGACUGGGCAGAGGCUAGCAUCCUUCCUUUCGGCAUUUCUUUGUGGGGUUUCGAGAACAUACUCGGCUAUAUGGAUUCUCAAGGAUGGCACUAUCACGAUAAUCGUCACGAACUCGAGGACUUGUUCUGGCAAACUUUUGAGGUGACUGUUGGUGGAAUCUCAGAGGCCGACAGACAAGCCAUCCAUGUGGCGAGGACGGCUGGCUUCUUCUUGCGUUAUGGUUUCGUGUGGGAAGAUGGAGUUAGAGAAGUACCUGCGAAGGAGUCGGAUUCCGGGCUGAGAUAUCUUGAUGCGUUCUGCACAACUGGUGACGGAGACCUCCUCUAA
Molecule: messenger RNA, 1122 nt
Organism: Fonsecaea nubica
Lineage: Eukaryota; Fungi; Ascomycota; Eurotiomycetes; Chaetothyriales; Herpotrichiellaceae
Exons: 1
Coding region: 1-1122 (373 amino acids)
Source: RefSeq, a predicted model, not a curated record